GACCGUUAUCCUUUUGGGGUUUUUCAUACCUCACUGGGCUCUACCUUAUGCAUACGGUCCGAACUCAAAAGCGAUUGGAUAGUUGGGGACCUUCCCUCGUUAGUGUUGUUUGUUGAUACUCUUCGAAUUCCGGAAUUAGAUCGACCAAAGAGUGGAAAUGAAUCUGUUCCGGCUAUCAAUUGGUCUACAGCUGUUUAGCAAUUGUAUCAAUUGACUAUAAGCCAUAUGAACAAGGCUUUUGCUGAAUUCAUGACCAAAAGAUUUUCAGAUACUUCUAGCAUUGAAGGCACCGUCUUCAAUUGUACUCUUAUGCAUUGUCUUAAAUCGCACGAUCAAUCCGAGUUCCAUUUAAUGGGUGGCAGUAAGUAUUUCUAAUGAUCUACGAUAUUAGAUUGAAUGUGAAUAUAACUAGUGAAAAUGCAAACAUUUAUUUUAUUCAUGUAGUUUCGCAAGUAACACUUCAUGGUUCAUCUGACAAUUUUCAAGAACUAAUCGAUCGAGUUAAGCAAUUCAUACACAUUCUCCAAGUGUUUUGUGUAUUGCAGAAGAGACAGAAAGGUUAUCCUAAUCAUAGUAGAACGAUGAAUUUCGAUUUGAAAUGGAAUAUUGGUUGGAGUAAUGAUGCACGAAAUUCUCUUUGAACACCAUAUGCAGAACGAUUUCAACAUUGGAAACAAAAAAUAUUAGAUGUUUCAAAUUGUGCACGAUGGAGUAGCGAUAAAAUGAUUUGUACAUUGAGUCAUGAUGAUACAAAUGAUGGUCCAUUUAUUAGCAAAAAUAUUCUAUUGAAUUGUGUUUCACAUGCUCGAAAUGAUAUGAAUAAAUUUGCUGAUCUAAGAAAUUUAUUUACAUGGCAAAUAUGUAUUCCUAGUCAUGCUCAUAUGAUACAUAUAGAGAAGAAGGCUAUUCAUUAAUCUAUGAAUAUGGUGAAAAUCUAGUGAUAGCAUAUCAUCGAGGUAUUUUUGAUAAUCGUCGAAUUGCUGUUAUUCAUAACUUUUCGAAUCGUGGUUACACAUGUUAUGAUAUUCCAUUACCAUGA
This is a messenger RNA of Rotaria sp. Silwood2, 1039 nucleotides long. NCBI's taxonomy places the organism in Eukaryota, Metazoa, Rotifera, Eurotatoria, Philodinida, Philodinidae. The record is from the annotation of a GenBank genome assembly.